Molecule: messenger RNA, 2178 nt
Organism: Vitrella brassicaformis
Lineage: Eukaryota; Vitrellaceae
Source: the annotation of a GenBank genome assembly
GGCAGCAUUCAUCACUUCCCUCAGCACAGCGGCCACACAUCUGACGCAUCUGCCUGUACAUGUCGCACUGAGGCAGGCAGGCAGGCAGGCAGGGAGAAAAGAGCUUGAUCAUUGAAGUUGGAUGCAACCAUCGGCCAUUCACAUUCACACAGCUCAUUCCAAACACAGACAGCUGGAGCCGAUCACAGUGGCCCCGCCGGUUUAAUUUCUACCGACUCACAGACAACACGCACGACCACAUCCUUAUAGUUUGUCCAUCUACUAAUUCCUUCAUUUGGCUACACAGAGACUUGAAAAACAACACAGACACCCGAAAAAAGCCACUAAUGAAUGGUCUGUCUGUUUGUCUGUUUGUCUGUCUGUCUGUCUAGCCGCAUGCAUGAACGUCAGGCAGCCAUCCAUCCAUCCAUCCAUCCAUCCACGCAGCUAUGGAGAUGUCUACACACAUAUCUACAGCUCAUCUUUGCUUCCUUUCUGUCCUCCAUCGCCCUCCCCCGGCCGCAUCCCCUCGUCAAGCGCACCGAAGCCGUCAUGGUCACUGUGCCCGUUGUGCGCAUCUCUGAAGGCAACGAGGAACGUCUCAGCGGGGCUUGAUCGGAACUUGCUCGACCUGGCCCAGAAGACCAGAUUCUGUCUGCGGCCGCUCUCCAAGGGGUGUGCGCCGUGCCAGUGCUGCCCCACGUGCAGCAGCGCUCCUCCAGGCAGGUGAGCCACCGACGGCUGGCGGGCCUUCUCGUCCUUCUCGUGUGGGUGGUCUCUCUGGCCUUUGAAGUAGACCUUGCCGCCGGUGAAGGUCUCGUCGCCCAGACAGAUAUUGAGUGUAACCUCGGACAGAUCCAUGUGUUUGUCGAGGUGGAUGUCCUCCUUGGCCGAGUAGGCUAUGGUGAAGGCGUGAUGGCUGUCGAGCGAAGAGCCGCCCCAGUCGGGAAACGCCGCACUGGCCAGUGGGCGGACGACGGAGGUCAUCAGGCCGUCGAGCCACUCCCGCAUCCCGAGCUCCUCGAGCACAAAGCCGUAGUUGUUCAUCGUGUUGGGCCGCGUGAAGUUGAGCUGCCCGCUCUGCUGCUGGUACGCGUGGGAGAGUUCCUCGGUGAUCAGUCGCCUGAACGUCGGCGUCAAGACCUCUGGGAUGUAGUAGACAUCACUGGCGCCCUCCACCGGCUGAAGCGCCGCCAUGACGGCCUCGUUGCUGCCACUGCUGAGCGCGCCUCUCAGGUCAGCCGAUAUGUCCCGCUCGUAGUCGAAGUGGCGCAGCUGCUCGUGCAGGGGCUGGUACUGGGCGGCGAUGAGGGCCUUCUUGUCUUCAAGAGCGGCCUCUUCCUCUGACCUGUGGUGGGCCUCCUUCCACUGUCUGUGCUUGGCCAGGCUGCGCAGGUGGGAUGACGGGAGGGGCGGGGAGCCGCCUUGUUCAUCGUCGGUGUGUCUGGGGGUCAGCAAGAUGUGGGUCUGCCGCUCCGUGAGCGGCACGCCAGCAGGGGUGACGAGCCGGAAGGUCAGCUCGUGGAAGCCCUGCUUCAGAAUGAUGCUGUCAUCGAUCACCACCUGCACGCAUCCACCCAUCCAUCCAUCCAUCCGUCAGGCAUGAGAGCAUACAGGCUGUGGUCGGCCGACCUGCUGUGUUGGGUGUCUGUCGGCUGCUGGUCGUUGUGCCUUUGCCCGGCAUUCACUCGCGUCGCUCCUGGUGGGGCAGAAGGCGUGCUUGUGGACUGACUUGUGGGGCGUGGGCGGCACAUCGUACAGCCAGAUGUCCGAAUAACCACCUGAGUGACAAGAGAAAGACAGACAGGGAAGAAGACGCGAAUCAAUCACACGCACACUAUGGUGCAUCCAAUGGCCAUUUUCCCGUCCACGGCUAUUCACCUGAUCUGACGGCGACCUCCAGAUGUGCGCCAUGCGGCACACUGAGCCCUCUCUCCAGCCGCACUACAAUCGGAACGUGUCGGCCCAGCCCAGGAACAUCUCGGAUGACCUCGAACGGUCGCGGAUGAAUGAUCUCCAUGUUGGCGCCAGCGGACGAGGCAAGGUGGACGAGAACCCACAGGAUAAGCACCAUACAGCAGGAAAGGCCCAUGGAAUUGUCGUCUUUGCUGCAAUCUUCACUGGCGUGCCAGCGUGGAUGCUGCACAGAUCCACGUAAGUCUACUCUUGCGUGCGCACCGGAUGACGUGGGAAUGAUUG